Molecule: messenger RNA, 2904 nt
Organism: Sceloporus undulatus (fence lizard)
Lineage: Eukaryota; Metazoa; Chordata; Lepidosauria; Squamata; Phrynosomatidae
Gene: KCNJ9
Product: potassium inwardly rectifying channel subfamily J member 9
Exons: 3
Coding region: 383-1633 (416 amino acids)
Biological process (GO): potassium ion import across plasma membrane; regulation of monoatomic ion transmembrane transport
Cellular component (GO): plasma membrane
Molecular function (GO): G-protein activated inward rectifier potassium channel activity
Source: RefSeq, a predicted model, not a curated record
ACAAUCUGAUCUCUCUCUUUUUUCUUUUUGGCUGCAGAAAGGGCAGAUCUGGAAGUCUGCAAGGACUGGGGCCUUCAAAACGGUCCCAGAAGCUGCACAGGGGCCACUGUUUGCCCACCAUUUGCCCACCGGGUCCAUCCCCCAUCCAGCUGAGUUUUCCUUUCUCUGAAACUUCUUGGUGAACUCUGGAAAGAACCAGCAUGAGACCGACUGAGCAACCAACGGAGAUGGCUGGACUCCCCCUGUUUUGCAGGCUCCUUUUGCAAGUUCCUCUUCAUGGGACCAGGCAAGAACUUGGAUCUCAGCGCUUUCAGUUUCAGGUCUGGCACAGUUGCUGCCGACCGCGCCUUGAAGGACCUGCAGUGCCCUCCCAGGUGCUAACAUGGCGAAGGAGAACUCGGCUUUCUCCACCAUCCCCGAGACCCCGGUGUCCGAAUCCAAGGUGGCCCUCCCUUCCCGCCAGCUCAACCCGGCCCUGGCGCGGCGUUUAGGCGAGGAGCCCGAGAAGGCCGAGAAGAAGAGGGGCCGGCAGCGGUACGUGGAGAAGGACGGCAAGUGCAACGUCCAGCAUGGGAACGUGCGGGAGACCUACCGCUACCUCACGGACAUCUUCACCACCUUGGUGGACCUGAAGUGGCGCUUCAGCCUCCUGGUCUUUGUCCUGGCCUACGCCAUCACCUGGCUCUUCUUCGGCCUCAUCUGGUGGUUCAUCGCCUACUGCCGGGGCGACCUGGACCACCUGGGGGACGAUGCCUGGACGCCCUGCGUCAACAACCUCAACGGGUUUGUCUCAGCCUUCCUGUUCUCCAUCGAGACGGAGACGACCAUCGGCUACGGCCACCGGGUCAUCACGGACAAGUGCCCCGAGGGCAUCAUCCUCCUCUUGCUGCAGGCCAUCCUGGGCUCCAUGGUCAAUGCCUUCAUGGUGGGCUGCAUGUUCGUCAAGAUCUCCCAGCCCAACAAGCGGGCAGAGACGCUGGUCUUCUCCACCCACGCGGUCAUCUCGCUUCGGGACGACCGGCUCUGCCUCAUGUUCCGGGUGGGGGACCUGCGCAACUCCCACAUCGUGGAGGCCUCCAUCCGGGCCAAGCUGAUCAAGUCCAAGCAGACCCAGGAAGGAGAGUUCAUCCCCCUCAACCAGACAGACAUCAAUGUGGGCUUCGAGACUGGCGAUGACCGCCUCUUCCUUGUCUCGCCUCUCAUCAUCAGCCACGAAAUCAGCGAACACAGCCCCUUCUGGGAAGUCUCCAAGGAUCAGCUGCAGAAGGACGAGUUUGAGAUCGUGGUCAUCCUGGAAGGGAUGGUGGAGGCUACAGGGAUGACCUGCCAGGCCCGGAGCUCCUACCUGGUGGACGAAGUCCUCUGGGGCCACCGGUUCAUGUCUGUCCUCUCCUUGGAGGACGGCUUCUACGAGGUGGACUACAACAGCUUCCAUCAGACCUUUGAGGUCCCGACGCCCAGCUGCAGCGCCCGGGAACUGUCCGAGGCCGCGGCCAGGAUGGACGCCCACCUCUACUGGUCCAUCCCCAGCCAGCUGGAUGAGAAAGUGGAGGAAGGGACUGAGAAAGGGGGAGAUGGGGACAAGGAGAGGAAUGGGAACCUCACCAGCCCAGAGAGUGAAUCCAAGGUUUAAUGGGGGGCAGGAGAGGCCCAAGGCUGUGCACAGGGACCUCAACCAAGGGAGGAGAAGGUGGACCAAGCCAAGGAGGGGUGAGUAAGAUGGGCAGGGAGAUGGAGAUGAUGGAUGUCUCCUGUGCUUUGGAGUACUGGCAGAGCACUGACCAGCUGGUGGCAUUUGCUCUGGGAUGGAGGCAUUGUGGGGCAAAUGAAACACAUGCACAAAGAGAGAGAGAGAGAGAGAGACUAAGAGGCCAUGGACCUAGGCAAUAAGUGAGCACAAGAGAAUGUGAAAAGCAACCUUGCACUUUGUUCAAACUCAUUGCUAUGCCUAUCGUUACAGGAGAAGUGGAAUAUUCUGAGCUCUCUUGGGCUACGGAUAACUUUUCCAAUCUCUGUUUUGGAGGAUGAGGGAGGAAGGAGGGAGGGAGAGAGAGAAUGGAGGAAUGGCAAGUGGGGGCCAGUGUGGUACCAAAGGCUGGGGUGAACGCAAAGGUUGUAAAAGCACCAGGGAAUGAGAGAUUGUCUCCUCCCAAAUCUCAUCUCCUUCCCAUAACGGUGACCCCACUAAGCCUUUUCCUGCCCCAUAGCUAUGCCAAGUUCUGCUUUGCCCAAUCUCUUCUUAUUGUCACUUUGGGGGCAUUCUCUCUCUCAGGCACAGAGUUUCUUGUUGUGUCAGUGAAAUUAUUGGGAAUCCAGAAAAAGAAAUGUUCUGUGCCCAGGUCUUUCACAAGCUGGGAAACAGCAAGAGGGCAUUAUUAUCAUCAUCAUCGUUAUUACUAUUAAGACCCCGGUCUCUCUUCCCCUGGGGCUACAGCGGUCAGUUACUGGCCAUCUAUGAUAAGCAAGGCUUCAUCUGGCCCAGAGAUUGGAAAUGUUACUUUAAAAGAAAAAGCAGGGGCGGCUGGUGGUUUUCUGUCUCAGUGCCAUAGAGCUUUGAAUCUGAGUUUUCAUGUUUGCUGUUCAAAGUUGAGCUAAAUCUGUUAAAUCUGUUUUGGAGGCAGGGCCAAAUGGCUUUGAGAGCGGAAACCCAGAGCGGAGUCACUGCUCCCCUGACUUGGGGGCCCCCACUCCACCCCUGCUGCCCCUGCAUUCUUUUUUUGACUACAUCUCCCAGAAUCCCCCAGCCAAAAGGAACUUUUCUGAGGCGUGGUCUGGCUCCAGCUGCUGGCUGGCAUCUUUUAAACUGGCAUCUUUUAGACUUGCAUGUGCCAAUCCUCUCCCUCAACAAUUCUGUAUCUAAAUAAAUAAAUAAAGCAUUUUGACCCACUUGCCCCCCUCUUGGCU